AUAGUGGGCUACAGGCCAACUUCGGCUUUCCAAGAACAUGGUUGCAUCGAGCAUAUCUUUGCUAGAUUUUAAAUAUAACUACAACUUCUUGCUUACUUUGUGAUGCGGAAACUCAAAACCGUAAUCACUCAUGUUAUAUUUUUUGUUGUUGCUUUCAACGCUAAUAUCUGAAACCAGUUUUCGCUGGUCUAAGAUCCAUUUGCAAGAAAUGUCAACAAAAUAAAAAGCUCUUAUCAUUCCCACGAGUUUUAGUUAAGUGAUUGUAGAUCUUAAGAGAGAGAGAGAGAGAUGGAGAUAUCGAAAUACAAGGCGGUGCUAGCGUUAGUGAUGUUGCAGUUUACGUCCGCCGGAGUUGCACUCUUCACGAAAGCUGCUUUCAUGGAAGGUCUCAAUCCCACCGUCUUCGUUGUUUACCGUCAAGCCAUCGCCACUCUCUUCAUCUGCCCCAUCUCUUUCAUUUCCGCUUGGAGGAAAGAAAACAAACCUUCUCUGGGAGUAAGAGGCUUUUGGUGGGUGGCUUUGACGGCUGUUAUUGGUGUGACUGUUAAUCAGAACGCUUAUUUCAAAGGGAUUGACUUGUCUUCUUCAUCCAUGGCUUGUGCCAUGACUAAUCUUAUUCCUGCCGUCACCUUCAUUAUCUCCAUCAUUGUUGGGUUCGAGAGUAUAAAGAGGAGAAGUAUGAAAAGUGUUGCAAAAGUAAUAGGAACUGGUGUCUGUGUGGGAGGAGCCAUGGCAAUGACUUUUCUCAGAGGUCCAAAAUUGCUCAAUGCCUUGCUCAACCAAGACAACACAGCUUGGUUACUCGGCUGCUUCUUCCUUCUUAUUAGCACAUUUGCUUGGUCUCUUUGGUUGAUCCUUCAGGUUCCUAUUGCCUCUCACUGUCCUGACCACUUGUACACUUCUGCCUGCACAUGUUUCAUCGCUACCAUAGCUUCUUUCCUCGUGGCUCUCGCCUUAGGCAACACUCAUUUACCGCCCUGGAAGCUUGAUUCCUUCUUGAAGCUCUCUUGCUGCAUAUACUCUGGAUUCCAGUUGGCGAUAUCUUUCUUUCUACAAGCUUGGAUCGUAUCACAGAAAGGACCUGUUUUCUCUGCCCUCUUCAACCCUCUUUCUGCAGUCAUCGUCACUUUCUUCGGCGCUCUGUAUCUAAAAGAACAGACUUACCUCGGGAGCUUGUUAGGCGCUUUGGCUAUCAUCCUUGGUCUCUACAUUGUUCUCUGGGGCAAAUCUGAAGACUAUCAAGAAGAAUCAACAGACCUGAAAUUGGAAAAUGAACACAACACUUCCUCUCAAUCUGACAUUGUUUCCAUUAUGAUUGGUGAUAAGGCCUUUCGUAGUUCGGAGCUAUUAGAACCUCUUCUCAUGUGAGUUUUAUUGAAGUCAGUUCUACAUGGUGUAAGUGGAAAUUUUUGACAAUGGACACUUAAAGAAUAUGAAAAUGAUAAUAACGCAAAGUGAAAUGGAACUUCUUUUACAAAUCUCACUCGUCUCAACAGAUGUAUAAGCUACUCAACACACAAAAGAGUCGAAAUAGAAGCACAAGCAAGUGCUUUUGUAACUCAUUAUGUUGCAAAUUUAAGAGAGAAAAUACAUUGAAAUUGCA
Messenger RNA from Arabidopsis thaliana (thale cress), 1603 nucleotides. It is a transcript of the gene UMAMIT33, whose product is annotated as nodulin MtN21 /EamA-like transporter family protein. The coding region runs from base 289 to 1368 and encodes 359 amino acids. Gene Ontology annotation, cellular component: membrane. The record is from RefSeq and is marked reviewed. Lineage: Eukaryota; Viridiplantae; Streptophyta; Magnoliopsida; Brassicales; Brassicaceae. Gene Ontology annotation, molecular function: transmembrane transporter activity. The transcript has 5 exons. Gene Ontology annotation, biological process: transmembrane transport.